Molecule: messenger RNA, 2006 nt
Organism: Hydractinia symbiolongicarpus
Lineage: Eukaryota; Metazoa; Cnidaria; Hydrozoa; Anthoathecata; Hydractiniidae
Product: coiled-coil domain-containing protein 89-like
Exons: 8
Coding region: 117-1064 (315 amino acids)
Source: RefSeq, a predicted model, not a curated record
AACAUUUAAUUUCUCAACCUUGUUUUUUAGAAAUAAAUAAUGACAACACAACUAUCCAACAAAUGGAAUUUUAAUGAGUUUUUCACACUUUGAAUUCUUGUUUUUCAGAUUAAUCAAUGGAACGUAUUAAAAGCCUUUCUAAGAUAUCUUUGGAAGAGUCAAACGAACUGCUGCUCAGAUCACGUAUUGAUCAGCAAUCCGAACUAAUAUGCAUUCUUAAGCGAAGAGCUGAUGAAUAUUUAGAGAAAUGUAUGAAGCAGGAAGAAGAGUUGGUUCGAUCAAAAGAAGAAUGCGAGAAAUAUACAAGACUUUACUUAAAAGAACAGAAGAUAUCGGCUGCUAAAAUUUCAAAAUCGGAAACAUUGGAAGUUAAGGUUAAUGAAGUGAUGAAAGAGAAAGAUGAAAUAAGUCAAGAAAGGGACAAAUUAAAAGCUGAUUAUCAUACACUGAAAGAAGAAAACGAGAAGCUGAUAGCUGCUGAAAAUGCGAGUAGAAAGAGUAUUUUGCAAGAAAUGCAACGAACUCUUCGCGAGCGACAGUCAGAAAUUCUUCUUCUGAAAGAACAGCUUAAGAGUAACGAGAAACAGAAUGAAAAGAAUUGCAAAGAGCUGAAAAACGAGCUUGAUGCAGCCAAAAACAAACUUAAAGACGACACUGCAAUGUUGUUAAAGCAAGUCACCACUUUGAAAGAUAUGUUGAGUGAAACGAAAACAAAACUGCAGACAUCUCAACAAAAAGUGAAAACAACCAAACAACAAGCAAAUGAAGCACAUAAAGAAAUGGAGGAUGUAAAGAACGAGUUAAUGUUGGUAAACAAACUAUAUACAAGUGAACGAGAGAAAUGCAAAGAGUUAGAAGAACAAUUUAUUUUGUCUGAGAACGGAAACAAAUCGGAGAAAAGAAGAAUUCUUCAACUUCGCAUCACAGAACUAGAAGAAGAACAAAAAGAGCAAAUGUUGCAUUUCGAAGCUUAUAAGAAGCACACCGAAGAACUUCUAUCCAAAGAGAAAACCCUUAAUGAGAGAUUACGACGGGUAAAAAGCCAGAAGUCGACUCUGCUGUGAAGGGUAGCGAAUAAAGUAUGGCGUCGUUUUUGUAUCCUGUCUGUAUGUAGUGAAAAUUAUUUACUUUGAAAUUGCGGUUGGAAUCAUUUGCGUGGAAUGGAUAGUUGGUGGAUGAUGGCUCACCUUGUUCGAGUUCGAUUCUUGUAAAUAGAUAGUAUUCCCUUUUUCAAGUUAAUUUUUUGUCAAAGAAGUAUUCAUGCCUUUUGUGUUUUUGGUGUGAUAGUGCAUUUAAAAUUUAACUGUGUAUAUACCUUAUCAGUAAAAAAAAGUCGGCAAAAAGUGACUGAAUUUUGGCUAAGUGACUAAUAUUUUUUGCCGACUAAAAUUUUUGCCGACAUUUUUUUUUCUGCCCGAACUUUUUUUCUAACUUUUUUUCCGACCACCUUUUCGCUGUUUUUUCUUCCUUGUUGCUAAUUUUUAUCAGUUUUAUGCAAUUAUUCUUCAUUAGUGACUAAAUUUAAAAAUUUAGUCAACAAAAAUCGACUAAAUUCAAAAAUUUAGUGUGCAAAAAGUGACUAAAUUUUGUCCAAGUGACUAAUAUUUUUGACGACUUUUUAUUUUUGUCGACUAAUUUUUUUGCUGACUUUUUUUUACUGAUAAAGUAUAUGAGUUAAAGUAUAGUAUAAAAAAAUCGUGUAUGUUGUAAAUUAUUGAUAUGUAGUAUAUAUUUAUGUAUAUAUAGCUACUGUCUGUAAUAUUCCUUGGACGCAUGGUCGAGACGGUAAUGACGGAAAUUUAUUCAGACUCGAAUUUUCGUGACGGAUUAAUUUAGACGCAAUUUUUCUUGAUUUCGAGCAACAUUUUGUGAAGUCUUGUUUUUGCUUGUAAAUAUUAUGUUUUAUCGUAGUAUGUAAAUAGAAACAGAUUAAUAUAUUUUAGUACUGCUAAUGCAUUGUAAAUGGAAUAUAUUUUCAUCAUAAAAAAGAAACGAUCUUCCUGUGA